Molecule: messenger RNA, 1467 nt
Organism: Neltuma alba
Lineage: Eukaryota; Viridiplantae; Streptophyta; Magnoliopsida; Fabales; Fabaceae
Product: mannose/glucose-specific lectin-like
Exons: 7
Coding region: 1-1467 (488 amino acids)
Molecular function (GO): carbohydrate binding
Source: RefSeq, a predicted model, not a curated record
AUGGAGAGAAGUGGUACGAGGAUUCGGAAGGAAAAAGACCAAAGAACGAGUGGGGCCAAGAGACAAAAGGGACAGGGAAAAAAAAAGGAAAAAAAAAGAAAGAGAGGAGGGAACUACGUGGCGAAGGGAUCCUUGAAAGGAACGAUUUCUGUGGGGCCCUGGGGAGGUCCAGGGGGUGACCAUUGGAGCUUCAAGGCGAGCCAUCAAGGGAUUACUGAGAUAGUCAUCCAUGAGCACGUCAAUAUAAAGUCCAUUUCUUUCAAAGAUGCCAAUGGUCAUAUUUCUGGGACAUUUGGAGGCCGAAGCCCCAAUGGCAGGGGUAAAGAAAAAAAGAUUGCAAUUUGUUGGCCUUCAGAGUAUUUGGAAUCCAUAAGUGGAACUUAUGGGGAAUACCAUGGACUAUUAGUGAUCAAGUCCCUAUCGUUUAUUACAAACCUUACCACUUAUGGACCUUUCGGAUCAACCUCUGGUGAUGACAAGACUUUCUCCAUUCCAAUAGCAGAUAGUGUCGUAGUUGGGUUCCAUGGAAGAGCCGGUUAUUAUCUUGAUGCACUUGGCAUUUUUGUGCACCCAGUACAUUCACAUGGAACCAUUUCAUUUGGGCCAUGUGGGGGUCCAGGUGGAGAUGAAUUUAGUUUUAGAGUGCUGGGAAAUUGGAUAAAAGAGAUAAUUGUUCAUGAAAAUACUAAUAUCAAGUCCAUCGCUGUCAAAGACGCUAAUGGGAAAUACUAUGGAAAAUUUGGUGGCAAUGAUCCUAAUGACAUUGGUGUCGAAAGGAAAAUUCAAAUUGAUGGGCAUUUAGAGCAUCUGAUAUCCAUAAGUGGGACAUAUGGAGAUUAUUGUGGACUUGAAGUGAUCACAUCACUAUCAUUCAUAACUAAUCUUACCACACAUGGACCUUUUGGAACUGCUCGGGGCACUUGUUUCUCUAUACCAAUCCAAGGUUGUCUCGUGAUUGGAGUCCAUGGAAGGGCUGGCUACUACCUUGACGCAAUUGGCAUCAAUGUGAAAUUGAGGGACAUAGAAGAAAAUAUUUCAAUAGGUCCAUGGGGAGGCCCAGGUGGAAAUCCAUGGAGUUAUACAGCAAACGAAGCUAUUAACCAGAUAAUCAUCCAUGUAGGGUUAAACAUCAAAUCCAUAUCUUUUAGAGACACAUGUGGCCGUUUCUCAGCAACGUUUGGCGGCGACAACCCCCAUGACACUGGUGAAAAGCAAAUCGUUCACAUUAAAUGGCCUUGUGAGCACCUGAUAUCCAUAAGUGGGACGUAUGGAAAUUUUGCCAGUUUAACAACGAUCACAUCUCUGUCUUUUACCACAAAUCUGGCUACAUAUGGACCAUUUGGAACCACUUCUGGUACUUCUUUCGCAAUCCCUAUAAACAAUAAUACAAUAAUUGGAUUCCAUGGAAGAGCUGGCGGCUACCUUGAUUCCAUUGGCAUCCUUGUUAAACACGAAACCACAAUUUAA